This is a messenger RNA of Camarhynchus parvulus, 2845 nucleotides long. It is a transcript of the gene GPR17, whose product is annotated as G protein-coupled receptor 17. The coding region runs from base 406 to 1437 and encodes 343 amino acids. Gene Ontology annotation, cellular component: membrane. Lineage: Eukaryota; Metazoa; Chordata; Aves; Passeriformes; Thraupidae. Gene Ontology annotation, molecular function: G protein-coupled receptor activity. The record is from RefSeq and is a predicted model, not a curated record. Gene Ontology annotation, biological process: positive regulation of Rho protein signal transduction; phospholipase C-activating G protein-coupled receptor signaling pathway. The transcript has 2 exons.
CUGUGUUUAGGGCUGGAGGUUCAGUAGCAGCCUUCAGUAAGCACCAUGAACACUGGCAUAUUCAUGCAGGAUACUCAUAUCUAUACCAGCAGCCCCAGUGCCAAGAGCUCAGCUGGGAUGAAGACAGCUCCUCAGUGCUGGGGUGUCCUCUCCCCUGCUCUUGUGUGACUGAGCUGAUAAUGUGCUAUCAGAGCAAGGAGGACACUAUAUAGAGGGGCUCCCCUCUCUGCACUCAGCAACUCUGCAACUUUGCACUCUCUUGGAAUCAUCUUGUUUGCUCUGCUGUUUCUAAUUUGCUGUCAUCAGAAGGAGCUCGUUGAGAUAUUUCCCAAAAGGACCCUAUACUUCACCCACAGGACGGCAUUGUAAAGAGGGCUUUUACUUCUUCAGAACUGUGGGGAAAAAAUGAACAGGCCUGCAGCUUCAAGCCUGCUCUUCAACUGCUCAAAUCAAUCAAAUUUCAGUUUGGAAACAUCAGAGCAAUGUGGCAAAGAGACACAUCUUGAGAACAUGAUUUUUGCCACUUUCUACUUUCUGGACUUCAUCCUGGCUUUUGCUGGCAAUGCCCUGGCUCUUUGGCUUUUCAUCCGGGACCAGAAGUCAGGCACGCCUGCCAACAUUUUCCUGAUGCAUCUUGCUGUGGCUGACCUGUUCUUUGUGCUGGUACUCCCCACCCGGCUGGUGUACCAUUUUUCUGGUAACCACUGGCCAUUUGGUGAGAUCCCCUGUAGACUCACUGGUUUCCUUUUUUACCUCAACAUGUAUGCCAGUAUUUACUUCCUGAUGUGCAUCAGCGUUGACCGUUUCCUGGCCAUCGUGCACCCGGUGAAGUCCAUCAAGCUCCGCAGGUCCCGCUAUGCCCACAUGACGUGUGUCUUUCUGUGGGUCAUCGUUGGGGUGGCAAUGGCACCUCUGCUGCUCAGUGUGCAGACUGUCCAGAUGAAAAACACAACUGUCUGCCUGCAGCUCUACAGAGAAAAGGCCUCACGCCAUGCCCUCGUGUCCUUAGCAGUGGCAUUCACCUUCCCCUUCGUGACUACUGUGACCUGCUACCUACUCAUCAUCCAGAGCCUGAAGAGUGGGAACAGAGUUGAGAAGCACCUGAAGGAAAAAGCUGUCAAAAUGAUCAUUAUGGUCCUGAUGAUUUUUCUAAUUUGCUUUGUACCUUACCACGUCAACCGCUUCAUUUAUAUUCUCCAUUACAACGGGAGCAGAGCCUCCUGUGAAACGCAGCGUCUGCUGGCCCUCAGCAACCGCAUCACCUCCUGCCUCACCAGCCUCAACGGCGCCUUCGACCCCAUCAUGUAUUUUUUUGUGGCUGAGAAAUUCCGUGAGGCUUUGUGCAAUCUGUUUUGUAUUAAAAAGACCAUAAUGUUGCCUCAAACAUAUGAGGGUAAGACAAAUGAGAGCUCACUAAGUGCUAAAUCUGAACUGUGAACAUGACUCUUGUCAGUGUCAGUACUUCAUCUUAAGAACACUCUCUUCCACCAAAAUCAGCUGAGAGCACAAAUAUGCAGCAAGACAGUCCAACCAGAGUCAAACCCAUCCUGAGAAGGGAAGUUCUGUUGUUUUUAUGGGGCUGUCAUUAACAAGAACCCCUUGACCAUAGAGAACAUAUGCGUUAGCGUUGCUGAAACUGCAAACAGAAGGACAGUUCUGGUCUCCAAGAACUGAAACUGAGGGGUGAGCACUUAGGAAUAGGGAAGGGGACAAUGAGGGAAAUGGACCCAUGUAUUUUUUUUCAAAGAACUUAAUUCCCAAAGCACUCGGUGCUUCCUCUGUGCAAUGCAUACAGCCUUAUUUAAAAUUUCACAUUGUACCAGCAGUAGAGAUCCACUCCUGAGACCUGCUGGAUGAAAAAACCUCCACAUUUGCACAUCUUGAUCAAGUUGCUGAAUUCAAAGUGUUUAUAUGUAAUAGAGAGAAAAUUGGUACUAAAUGGUGACAAGAAAAAAAAAAUCAGAAUGAAGCAAUAAACCCAGCCUGGACAGGAAUUAAGACAGAAAAGAUUCCUAGCUUUAAGAUGGUUUACAGUUCUUUUUUGUGACUUAUCUAGCAAGACAAUUCCUUCACUAUGGAUAAGUAGGGAUUAUUGUUAUUCUCACUGAUACAAACUGCAUCCAGCAAAAUAUGCCUGCUACAAUGAAAAGGGAAAAAAAGAACACAUGAGCUUCCAAUAAUAUUUACUAAAAGAUUGCUCCAAUGCUAUGGAUAUAAAUAUUAUAGGAAAUCAUGUGGCAGGUAAAAUAUAUUGUUACAUAGAUACACACACCUAUCUCUCUGCUAUGCUUUGGGAACAAGUUCCUUACCAUUUGAGAUUUGAUCCACGAAUUACAAAAUCAAACAUACUUUAUCUUGCUUGAACUGCUUUUAUCCUGACUGCUUCCCCAAAACACCCUAAGUGCUAUUCCAACAGCCCAUUCUAGCAAGAUGAGAUGCCAAAAGAAAAUCAGUUACGCCCAGCUCAAAAAACUAAGGCACAGAGGUUGCAUGCAGUAUGAAAAAUAAGAGGGUAUUGAAAAGACUCCCUGCUGGACAGAAACAAGUAUAUGACCUUUUCUUCCUUCCUUCACCAUUUAGUUAGUGAAAAUAUAAACUCUAGGAAACUACUAGGCUUUGCUCAUAACAUAUAAAAGCCUAAAAUUAACUCUGAAUAGUGCAACACUGCUAACUGCUGGACUGUUUUAUUUUCUUAUAAUGGUAUGCUUUUGUAUAAGCUCUCUUUUGUGUUUUUAUUUCUUAUUUCUGAAUUAAAUGCAUUAAUUGACCUCUAGGAUUCAUUUUGUAUUUCUGCAUUUAAAAUAAAUGACUUCUGAAGACCAGUGGAAUCACAGGCUGAAAAGAC